This is a messenger RNA of Myotis daubentonii (Daubenton's bat), 2462 nucleotides long. It is a transcript of the gene BKGD, whose product is annotated as beta-keto-L-gulonate decarboxylase. Lineage: Eukaryota; Metazoa; Chordata; Mammalia; Chiroptera; Vespertilionidae. The record is from RefSeq and is a predicted model, not a curated record. Gene Ontology annotation, molecular function: hydrolase activity, acting on ester bonds; zinc ion binding. Gene Ontology annotation, cellular component: nucleus.
CUCAACUUUUGCUUCGUUCCUAGUUACAGCUGGCCUAGAGUGGGAUUUCCUGCCCACCUCAUUACUGUUGUUUGUUUCUUUUGCCUUUAUCUUAUUUAUCUCCCUCUGCUUGCACAAUUUAUCACCUGAACAUUUGAGAGCAGCAGCUAGUUGUACAUGGUGCACUGUGAACUCCUAUGAUAAUUAGCCUGCAGUAGUUUUAUUUGUGCAUCCUCACGCGUGAAGCAGUAAGAAAAUGGCCUGUGCUGAGUAUUCUUUUCAUAUGCCAAGUCUAGAGGAACUUGUUGGAGUUCUGCAGAAGGGGCUAAAGGAUAACUUUGCUGAUGUGCAGGUCUCUGUAGUUGAUUGCCCUGAUUUGACUAAGGAGCCAUUUACCUUUCCUGUAAAAGGAAUCUGUGGGAAAACUAGAAUUGCAGAAGUAGGAGGUGUGCCUUACUUAAUGCCUCUUGUAAAUAAAAAAAAAGUUUAUGAUCUAAAUAAGAUUGCAAAAGAAAUCAAGCUUCCUGGAGCUUUUAUUCUUGGAGCGGGGGCAGGUCCAUUUCAGACUCUUGGAUUCAAUUCUGAGUUUAUGCCAGUUAUUCAAACAGAAAGUGAACACAAACCUCCUGUGAAUGGAAGUUACUUUGCCUGCAUUAAUCCUGAAGAUGGAGGGUGCCUACUAGAGAAAUACAGUGAGAAAUACCAUGAUUAUGGGUGUGCAUUACUGGCUAACCUUUUUGCCAGUGAAGGCCAACCUGGAAAGGUCAUUGAGGUAAAAGCCAAAAGAAGAAAUGGAAAACUUAAUUUUGUGACUUGCAUGAGACAGACUCUUGAAAAACAUUAUGGAGAUAAGCCUGUAGGGAUGGGAGGUACUUUCGUAAUUCAGAAAGGAAAAGUGAAGACUCAUGUUAUGCCUAGAGAAUUUUCUCCCUGCCCAUUGAACUCUGAUGAAGACGUGAAUAACUGGUUGCAUUUUUAUGAGAUGAAGGCUCCUUUGAUUUGUCUGCCAGUUUUUGUCUCCAAAGACCCAGGGUUUGAUUUGCGAUUGGAGCACACUCACUGUUUUAGUCAUCAUGGAGAAGGUGGACACUACCAUCAUGACACUACCCCAGAUAUAGUGGAGUAUCUUGGCUACUUCUUACCUGCAGAGUUUCUCUAUCGCAUUGAUCAACCAAAAGAGACUCAUUCAUUUGGGCGGGAUUAAGUCAACUGCUCCUCAUUUAGAAAAAGAAAUGAUUAAGUUAAUUAAUUGAUUAACUCAGGAAUUGAUGUAAAUGUAAAAUCCAACAGAAAUUAUCUCACUACUUAAACUUCGUGUUUUUGGCCUUUGAAAUGAAAGAUACGUUGACAUUAUGCUGUGUUGUUUCAUAGGUCUAUCUGAAAAAGUUUAUUGGGAACAAAGAUACAUAAUGGAGAUGUUCUUCAUUCUUUUUUUUCUAAAAAUCAGUCUUAUAUUUAUACCUUAAAUAUAAACACGACCUGGAGUCAUGUGAUUGGUUAUUUUUACAUAACUUACAAUUGUAAGUUAUGUAAAUUACAAAUAGUAAUCACUUAUAUUUGUUUAAAUUAUUAAAAUUUUCAACCUAGUCUCAAAACUCCUAAUAGGAUAUUAGAAAAAUCAGUGUUGGAAAUUUUGAUAGUUAUUGAAUCUUUGCAUUGAAUUUUAAAAAUCCAUUUUAGAAGUCAGAGUGUUUAAUAAUUUAAACACUUUUCUCAUGGAAUACGGUGGUCAGAAGGAGGAGCUUCACCCCUUUUGGUGAAGUUCAACCAUACUCAGUUUGCAAUUUCCCUUUCACAAACAUUAGCAACUAGUUAGCCAUGAUUCCGCCUCUGUUUGGACUGCCAACUGGAAGCAGUUUGUGUCUUGUUGGUUACUUGCAAAAAGAGAAGCAAAAACAAACAGCAUCAAAAUACAAUUGAAGAGAGUAUAUAUUUUAACUUAUGUGAGGCUAUUGCUAAACAUGGCCACUGUGCUUCGAGAUAUAUAAAAUUAUACUCUUACUGAUUAUAAUGGUCAAAAUUUUCCUGAGUGUUCUUCAGUAAUCAUUAGCCAGAAAUUAACUAUCUCAUCUUACUAAUGCAAACAAUGUGCAUAUUUAGGAGCUCUUCAAUAUUAAGCACAUAGUGAAUCUUCAAAAAAUAUUUUUGAUUGUCUUCUCAGGAUGUUACUUGUAACAUGUCCUUUGAGUAUAAAUUACUAAAUACUAUUUUUAAAUAAGUACUAUUUUGUAGCAAAAAAUGAUUAAAGCCCAGCCAGCAUGGCUCAGUGGUUGAGCACCAACCUAUGAACCAGGAGAUCACCGUUCAAUUCCCGGUAGGGCACAUGCCCAGGUUGUGGGCUCGAUCCCCAGUGUGGGACAUGCAGGAGGCAGCCGAUCAAUGUUUCUCUCAUCAUUGAUGUUUCUAUCUCUCCCCCUCUCCCUUCCUCUCUGAAAUCAAUAAAAAUAUAUCUUUAAAGAGUGAUUAAAAAUUUAUAUUCAUAA